UAGCCAAUCAGCGGCUGGCGCUCUUCCUGCUCCACGUCGGCAGCGGCGGUGGCAAAAUGGAGGCGCUGGUGCUGGAGCCGUCCCUGUACACGGUCAAGGCCAUCAUCAUCCUGGACAACGACGGCGAGCGGCUCUUCGCCAAGUACUACGAUGACACGUACCCCAGCGUGAAGGAGCAGCGCGCCUUCGAGAAAAACAUCUUCAGCAAAACGCACCGCAGUGACAGUGAGAGCGACAGUGACCACGGGUGACACACCGGUGACAAGAGCAGCAUCGACCUGUACUGCUGUGUCAUCGGCAGUGCCACCCAGAACGAGCUGGGCCGGCUCACCCCUGUCCCCUGUGUCCCCUCAGUGUCCCCUCAGUGUCCCCCGUGUCCCCGCAGGAAGAACGUGGAGCGCCGGGCGCUGCUGGACAACAUGGAGGGGCUGUUCCUGGCCGUGGACGAGAUCGUGGACGGAGGCCCUCUGUCCCCGCUGUCACAGGGCGAGGACGUGCCCCUGACGGAGCAGACGGUGUCACAGGUGCUGCAGUCGGCGAAGGAGCAGAUCAAGUGGUCGCUGCUGCGUUAGGGGGACCCCAAAAUCCCCCAGGGAUCCCCCAAAACCUCCCGGGACCCCCCAGAACAACCUGGGACCCCCUGGGACCCCCCAAAACCUCCCAGGACCCCCCUGGGACCCCCCAAACCCCCCCCGUGCCCCCCAACACGCCGGU
This is a messenger RNA of Camarhynchus parvulus, 714 nucleotides long. It is a transcript of the gene COPZ1, whose product is annotated as coatomer protein complex subunit zeta 1. The record is from RefSeq and is a predicted model, not a curated record. Gene Ontology annotation, biological process: intra-Golgi vesicle-mediated transport; retrograde vesicle-mediated transport, Golgi to endoplasmic reticulum; intracellular protein transport. Gene Ontology annotation, cellular component: COPI vesicle coat. The transcript has 8 exons. Lineage: Eukaryota; Metazoa; Chordata; Aves; Passeriformes; Thraupidae.